Messenger RNA from Saccostrea cuccullata (small rock oyster), 1402 nucleotides. RefSeq lists its product as uncharacterized. Lineage: Eukaryota; Metazoa; Mollusca; Bivalvia; Ostreida; Ostreidae. The coding region runs from base 38 to 1255 and encodes 405 amino acids. The record is from RefSeq and is a predicted model, not a curated record. The transcript has 10 exons.
ACUCAAUCCAGUCAAUAAAAUUAAAACAGGAAGUAUUAUGCUCUGUGCGAAGAUGGCAAAAUGGAGUUAUGUAUUCGUAAAAGAGUGGUUGAUUGUUUUUAUGAUUUUCCUUCAUGGUUGUUCAGCGGUCAAUUUUUACAGAAAGGUUUGCCUGGAAACUCCAUUUGAUUUUGCAUGGGGAAAAAAAGCUUGUCGAUUUACAUUAGAAGACGCGAAAAGAUUGCUUAUACCAGGUGACUGUUUACAAAAAUGUGAAGUAAAGAUCAAUGGGUUAUAUGGAAAUGAGUACGAACUGGAAUCCUUGGUCCUUAGUUUCAAUGGUUUUGGAAAGAAUACGAAGACAAUAAACAUGUAUUGCAGCAAUGAAUAUAUAACGAAAAGUUUGAAAAUUAACUGCAGAACGGGCUUCGUAAAUGAAGACCUCUCACAGGAUUUGUGUACAUCAACUAAGGGGUGUGGUGAUGGAUCAAAAAUAUGUUCGGGAUUGCAAACUGAACAAAUAGGCGUUUGUCUAUGCCCAUCUGAAUAUUUAGGAAUCGGAAACAAAUGUUUUAAGAGAAACUUGAAACUGAACGACACAUGCCACCAUAAUGAACAGUGUACUGAGAUACCCGGUUCUGUUUGUGAGAACGAUACUUGUGCCUGUAAGCCUGGAUAUUCCCCACUGAAUGAUUCCGAAUGCAGGUUAUUACUUUCAGAUGGUUAUACUGAAGCAAGUAUUGGAGUCCAAAAAGAAAAUAACGCAGCCAGUGUGAUAGUUGGGUCCAUUUUUGGUGGCCUUAUCCUAGGAGUUAUAUUAACUGUUCUUACAGUUAACAUCUAUCAAAACAUACGAUACGGAAAAACUAAAACUGAAGAAAAAGAAUGCCGAGAGAUUGCUGUUUUUAACAACACUACUUAUGAGACUGAAACAGAUGCAUCUCUCAGAAUCCCUGCCGUUCAUCGAACUAAUGACUCAGAGAGAAAGGUUGUAAAUGUGCCACCAUUUGCUCAUUCUGUUGAAUUUCGAACACCAAAGAACGUGCAAGAAACCAAUAAGAGUUUGAUGGCGAAUAGAGACGUGAACGUUGAUGUUUACAAUCACCUGCAUGAAAAAGAGGAUUGCAAUGAAGAAAACUAUGACCACCUCCGUGGAAACCUUGAUCAUGAGAAUGAAGAGAGUGACUACAGCAAUCUCCAUGCGGGGGGAAGAUAUAUGGAACUCGAUGUUUCCGCAUCUGUUAAUGACGAUUAUUGUUCACUGAAAAAGCAGUAAAGGAAGAAAUUUUUCUGAAUCAAAGAACCUUUUGUACUAUUUUUUAAAAUCUUUUAUUUCACAUUUCCCAUGAAUACCCAUUUACAGUUAACCCGGGUAUUUAGGAAACCAACAUAAAAACAACAAAAAAAAAAACAAACUACAAAA